This is a messenger RNA of Capsella rubella, 11334 nucleotides long. Its product is annotated as BEACH domain-containing protein A2. NCBI's taxonomy places the organism in Eukaryota, Viridiplantae, Streptophyta, Magnoliopsida, Brassicales, Brassicaceae. The transcript has 20 exons. Bases 299 to 10981 code for a protein of 3560 amino acids. The record is from RefSeq and is a predicted model, not a curated record. Gene Ontology annotation, molecular function: protein binding.
ACGAAGACGACGAUGAACACAUCUCAAACUUCUAAUUUGCGAAGACAUUGAUCAAACCGACCCAUUCGAUUGAUAUUUCUCCUCCGUUAAUCUCGAAUCUUCGCCUUCUCCUUGCAUAUUGCACCAGCUUACAGAGUUUUGAUUUCUGGGUUGUUGUUCGUAUUUAUCGAUUACGUUUCGUUGUUGAUUAAUCGAGGAAUCGGGUUGAUUUCUGAUAACCCAAUCGGAUCAGGGUCGUGUCGGACCGAGUCAGGAUUGAUCAUCGGAUGAAUCUGAUUGGAAUCGAAACUGUGGAGCCAUGAAAUGGGGAACAUUGCUUAAGGACUUAAAGGGUAAGGUUGGAGUAGCUGAAUCAACCGCCGAGUUAAUCGUUGAAGAAGCCAGCACUGUCAGUGACCCCCCUGCUCUCUCGCCGUCCUCAUCAGCUUCCCCUUCCUCUAUUAACGUUGUCUCUGCUCAACAUGACUUCAAUUCAUUAUCUCCUACAAGCCGAGACAAACGUAAGUUGGAACUGGACUUCAAAAGAUACUGGGAAGAGUUCCGUUCAUCAAGCUCCGAACAGCAGGAGAAAGAAGCCGCCCUGGAUCUGAGUGUCAAUACGUUUUGUAUACUAGUGAAGCAGCAUGCUAAUGUAGAUCAGUUAGUUACCAUUUUAGUAGAAACACAUAUAUUUUCUUUCGUCAUUGGGAGAGCAUUUGUGACAGAUGUUGAAAAAUUAAAGAUUAGCAGCAAGACAAGAUCAUUGGAUGUAGAGAAAAUAAUAAGGAUUUUUUCGGAAGACACCAAGGAGGGUUUAAGUCAUGGUGCAAACCUUUUAACUGCUGUUGAAGUCCUUGCAUAUGGGCCUUUCGAUAAACAAUCUCUAUUGGAUUCUGGGAUAUUAAGUUGUCUAAUACACAUACUCAAUGCGCUUCUGACACAUAGUGUAGCCAGUGAAGGUGAAAAAACUGUUAACGCUGAAGAAAAGGUGGAGGGGAAUAUUGUCCAUAUCAUGAAAGCAUUGGCAAACCAUCCUUCUGCUGCACAGAGUUUGAUUGAAGAUGACUCCCUUCAGCUGCUUUUCAAAAUUGUUGCCAAUGGUUCUCUCGUGUCUCUCUCUCAAUAUAAAGAAGGCCUAGUUUCAUUACAUAACAUACAGCUUCACAGACACGCAAUGAAGAUUCUUGGGAAUCUUCUUGUAAAUGACAAUGGUAGCACAGCAAGCUACAUACGCAAACACCAACUGAUAAAAAUUCUCUUAGUGGCUGUCAAAGAUUUUGAUCCGGAUUGUGGGGACUCAUCUUAUACAAUGGGCAUUGUGGAUUUGUUACUUGAAUGUGUGGAACUAUCGUACAGACCUGAAACUGGUGGGGUUAGGCUCAAAGAGGACAUACAAAAUGCACAUGGUUACCAUUUCCUUGUACAGUUUGCCCUGAUUCUAUCUUCUAUGCCAAAAGAUACGGUUUUUUCGUUCAAUCAUUCAUCUCAACACAAAAAUAGCGGUUCCGAUGACUCUGAAAAUCAGGCACCUCUUUCGUUGAAUAGUAGUCAAAAUUAUGACCGGGCUUCACAAUAUUUCUCCCCUUCACUGUCCAGAUUGCUUGAUGUUCUUGUCACCUUGGCUCAGACAGGUCCCAUUGAGUCACCUGGAGCAAGUAAUUCACUAUUGUCCCACACAAAUCCCACUGCUAAAAAUCUGUACGACGAGACAUGGGAACAGGGACAUGGUAAAGUUAAAGACCUUGAAGCUGUCCAAAUGUUGCAAGACAUCUUUCUGAAAGCAGAGAACAAGGAUCUUCAGGCUGAAGUGUCAAACCGAAUGUUCAAGAUAUUCACAAGCCAUAUGGAAAACUAUAGAAUGUGCCAAGAAUUAAGAACUGUUCCACUUCUCGUGCUGAACAUGGGUGGUUUUCCUUCCUCACUGCAAGAGUUAAUCCUCAAAAUUCUUGAAUAUGCUGUCACAGUUGUAAAUUGUGUUCCGGAGCAAGAACUAUUGUCACUUUGUUUCUUGUUGCAACAGCCAAUCAAUUCUGAGUUGAAGCAUACCAUACUCUCUUUCUUUGUAAAGCUCACAUCUUUCGAUCUACAGUACAAGAAAGUCCUAGGUGAAGUUGGUGUUUUGGAAGUCUUACAAGAUGAUCUGAAGCAGCACAAACUUCUCAUGGGUCCAGAUCAGCAUAGUGGAGUUUCUAAUCAUUUGGAUCGGGUACCUAGCUCACCUAGCUUCAAACAACAUCUAGAUAGUAAGGAUGCCAUCAUUUCAUCACCAAAGCUGAUUGAAUCUGCCUCAGGAAAGUCACCUAUUUUUGAAGUUGACAGUACUAUAACUGUUGGUUGGGAUUGUAUGAUAUCUUUACUAAAGAAAUCUGAAGCUAAUCAGGUAGCAUUUCGUUCUGCCAACAGUGUAACUGUCAUUCUUCCAUUCUUGAUCUCUGAUGAACAUCGUACCGGUGUUUUGAGGAUUUUGUCAUGUUUAAUCACAGAAGACAUUGAUCAGGUCCAUCAUGAAGAGUUAGAAGCUGUUAUCGAUGUGUUGAAGAGUGGAAUGGUCACUGGAAUAUCUGGGCAUCAAUACAAGCUUCACUAUGAAGCUAGAUGUGAUACCAUGGGUGCUCUGUGGCGUAUUUUUGGAGUUAAUAGCUCUGCUCAGAGAGUCUUUGGUGAAGCCACUGGUUUUUCUCUUCUGUUGACCACCCUUCAUACGUUCCAAGGGGAAGAAGAGUGUAGGGAUGAGUCUCUUUUAUGGGUUUACAUCAAAUUGUUCAGAUAUUUAUUGCGUCUCAUGACAACUGCAGCCUGUGAGAAUUCUAUCAACAGGAUGAAACUGCACAGUAUCAUUACAUCUCAGAUAUUUUAUGAUCUUGUGGUGGAGUCUGGUUUGUUGUGUGUUGAUCUGGAAAGACAGGUGAUACACCUGUUGUUAGAACUUGCACUUGAAGUUGUGCUUCCACCGUUUUUGACAUCAGAAUCUAUGGCCUCAGCUGAGAUGGGAGAAAGUGAAAAAGCAAGCUUUCUUGUAAAAACCCCAUCUGGCCAAUUUAAUCCUGACAAGCAGAGGAUCUAUAAUGCAGGUGCUUUCAGAGUUCUGAUCCGUUCACUGUUGCUUUUUACUCCAAAAUUGCAGUUGGAGUUUCUGAAUUUUCUAGAAACGCUUGCACGUGCCAGCCCAUUCAACCUGGAAAACCUCACGUCAGCUGGUUGCAUAGAAAUCCUGCUAGAGAUUAUCCACCCCUUUCUACCGGGUUCAUCUCCAUUUAUUUCUCAUGUUUUAAAGAUUGUUGAAGUUCUUGGAUCGUACAGAUUGUCUCCAUCCGAGCUCAAAAUGCUGUGUAGAUAUGUUAUGCAAAUGAGGGUUAUGAAAUCGGGCCACUCACUAGUUGGUAUGCUGGAAAAACUAAUUCUCAUGGAAGGCACACGUUUGGAGGAUGUUUCCCUGGCCCCUUUUGUAGAAAUGGACAUGAGCAAAACUGGGCAUGCUUCUGUUCAUGUGUCCCUGGGAGAAAGAUCUUGGCCUCCCUCUGCUGGUUAUUCAUUUGUUUGUUGGUUCCAGUUUUGUAAUUUUUUGUCAACGGAAGGAAAAGAAUCAGAAGUCUAUAAAGCUGGUGGUUCAUCAAAGACACACAUUUUGAGUGGGCAGCAAAGUGAACAAAAUGUUUUGCGGAUAUUUUCUGUUUGUGCCAUAAGUGAUGAAAGUCAAUCCUAUGCAGAACUUUACUUUCAGGAGGAUGGCAUUUUGACCCUUGCCACUAGCAAUUCAAACUCUUUGUCAUUUUCCGGAUUAGAAACUGAGAAGGGCAAGUGGCAUCACCUUGUUGUUGUCCAUAGUAAGCCGAAUGCUCUUGCUGGACUCUUUCAGGCGAGCGUUGCUUGUGUUUAUAUUGAUGGAAAACUAAGGCACAUGGGAAAAUUGGGGUAUUCUCCUUCACCUGUUGGGAAGUCUUUGCAAGUGAUAAUUGGAACGCCAGCUACUUGUGCCAGGGUUAGCGAUUUGACAUGGAAAAUACGCUCAUGUUAUCUAUUUGAGGAGGUUCUCACAUCAGGCUGCAUUGGUUUCAUGUACAUUCUUGGUAGAGGAUAUAAAGGUCUAUUUCAGGAUGCACAUCUCUUAGGUUUCGUCCCUAAUCAGGCCUGUGGUGGAGGCAGCAUGGCUAUCCUUGACUUACUGAACUCUGACAUGUCGUCAUCGUCUAGUAUCCAAAAAUUUGACGACAGUAAUAGACAAGGCAAUUCGAAGGCAGAUGGUAGUGGGAUUGUAUGGGAUCUUAAGAUGUUAGGGAAUCUUUCAGUUCAGUUACCUGGUAAGAAACUUAUUUUUGCAUUUGAUGGAACAUGCUCAGAGUUCAUGCGCAUGAGUGGCAAUUUUUCCCUCCUCAAUCUGGUUGACCCACUUUCUGCUGCUGCUUCUCUUAUUGGAGGUAUACCACGUUUCGGGCACCUAGUGGGAAAUGUGUGUAUCUGCAGACAAAAUAUGAUUGGCGGUACUAUCCGCUCUGUGGGAGGAAUGGCUGUUGUACUUGCACUUGUUGAGGCUUCCGAAUCUAGAGAUAUGGUAUAUAUGUCUCUUUCACUGCUUGCAUGUGCGCUUCAUCAGAAUUCUCAGAAUGUAAAGGAUAUGGAAACAUACAGGGGCUAUCAUUUACUAGCUCUGUUUUUGCGUCCCAAGAUGGCGCUAUUUGACAUGAAAUGUUUGGAGAUAUUGUUCCAAAUUACUGCUUGUGAAGCUUUUUUUUCAGAGCCAACGAAGUUGGAGACGGGAAAAAGUACUAUUAGCAUGCCACCUACAUUGAUUACACCUGAAAACAACUAUGAGGAUCUUAGUCUGUCAAUUUCACAAUCUGAACAUUCUUCAGUUAGAUCUCAUGGAGAUGGAGAUGCGGAUGAUAUUUCAGAGUCCAAAGACUCUUUUAGUCACUUAUCUGAGCUUGAAAUGGGAAAUAGUCCCGUUAAAACUUCAAAAUGCAUUGUCUUAUCCAAUGCAGAUAUGGUGGAACAUGUCCUCCUGGAUUGGACCCUCUGGGUGACAUCCCCUGUUUCCAUCCAGAUCACCUUACUUGGGUUUCUGGAGAACAUCGUCUCAGUGCGCUGGUACAGGAGUCACAAUCUUACAAUUCUGCGUCAAAUCAAUCUGGUGGAACAUUUGUUGGUAACACUUCAACGAGGGGAUGUGGAAAUUGUUGUCCUAGAAAAAUUAGUUGUUCUUCUUGGAUGCAUCUUAGAAGAUGGGUUCCUUUCUUCUGAGCUUGAAAAUGUGGUUAGGUUUGUGAUUAUGACAUUUAAUCCACCUGAAAUUAAAUCACAAAACUCAUCAGCGCGCGAGUCAAUGGGAAAGCAUGUAAUCGUGAGAAAUUUGCUUUUGGAAAUGCUUAUUGAUCUCCAAGUAACCAUAAAAGCAGAAGAACUGCUGGAGCAGUGGCAUAAGAUAGUCUCAUCAAAAUUAUUAACGUACUUCCUUGAUGAAGUUGUGCAUCCUAGUAGUAUGAGAUGGAUCAUGACCCUUCUUGGUGUUUGUCUCACUUCUUCCCUAAGCUAUUCUCUAAUUUAUUUUUUCAAUGGAGGUUAUCCGAGGCUUAUACGGGUACUUCAAAGCUUCUACGAUUCUCCAGAUAUAUAUUACAUUUUGUUCUGCUUGAUUUUUGGAAAACCUGUUUAUCCACGACUACCAGAGGUCCGGAUGUUAGACUUUCAUGAACUAAUGCCAAAUGAUGGAAGCCAUGUGGAGUUGAAGUUUAUAGAGCUGUUGGAUUCAGUGGUUUCCAUGGCUAAAUCUACUUUUGACAGAGUGAUCAUGCAAUCAAUGCUUGCCUACCAGUCUGGAAACCUUUCACAGGUGAGGGCUAGCCUUGUAGAUGAGCUUGUUGAGGGAAAUGAAGAUAUGACUGGAGACCUUCAAGGGGAAGCUUUAAUGCAUAAAACAUAUGCCGCACGGUUGAUGGGUGGCGAAGCAUCAGCUCCUGCUACUGCAACAUCUAUUAUCCGUUUCAUGGUUGAUCUUGCGAAGAUGUGCCCUCAAUUUUCAGCUGCUUGCAGAAACGCAGAAUUUCUCCAUAAUUGUGCUGACCUUUACUUUUCCUGUGUCAGGGCUUCACGUGCUGUGAAGAUGGCUAAACAGUUCUCAGUGAAAGGAGAAGAGCAGAGUAUAAGUGGUGCAGAUGAUAGCAGUUCCGAAAGCACUUUCUCUAGAUUUCCUCACCAGGACCAGUCCACAAAAACCUCCAUCAGUGCUGGAAUCUUCCCUCAAGAGCAGGCCAGUGUGAGUUCUGAAGUCAUGCCGGUACCUUCAGAUUAUGUGGCUAUUGAUAAGAUGGAAAACAUUCUUACAACAGUACCAGGGGAUUCAAUAAAAUCAUUUCAAUGUCGUGAAUAUGUUAAGAAACAAGAUGAUGAUCAUGUUGGCCUUGUAUCAGCCUCCAGUGAAAUGGAAUUUCUACAUCUAAAAGGUAGUUCAAGUGAAGUUCAGCCAACAGAUUCCCAGAGUUCUGAAUCUUUCUCGAUGUUUGAGUCUCCCCUUUUAUCCGAAAAAUCGAGUCUUGACGUUUCAUUCACUCCAUCACCAUCUCCGGCUGUAUCCUGGCUAGGUUCUAACUAUAAUGAAUCCAAAAGUUCUACUCCUCUUCCGUCGCGUAUCUUAGUUAGCGAAUUUGAUGCAUCUAUAGAUCACACGUCAGGCUCACCUGCUGCCCAUACAAUAUUUACCAUUAGCCCAAAAGUUCUCCUCGAAACUGAUGAGUCUGGGUAUGGUGGUGGGCCGUGUUCUGCUGGAGCAAGUGCCAUGCUAGAUUUUAUGGCAGAGGUAUGUGCUGACUUAAUGACUGAGCAGAUCAAAGCAGUACAGGCUUUGGAAAACAUUUUAGAAAUGGUUCCUUUAUAUGUGAAUCCUGAAUCUGUUCUAGUAUGUCAAGGCUUAUGCCUUAGCAGAGUCAUGAACUAUCUUGAAAGGCGUCUAUUGCGUGAUGAUGAAGAGGAGAACAAAACACUAGACAAAAGAAAAUGGUCUGCAAACUUGGAUGCAUUUUGCUGGAUGAUUGUGGAUCGUGUCUAUAUGGGAGGUUUUCCUCAACCAACUGGAGUCCUUAGAACCCUUGAGUUCUUGUUAUCGAUCCUGCAAUUGGCUAACAAAGAUGGUAGGGUUGAACAAGCCACUUCUUCAGGGAAGGGUCUGUUAUCUAUCGGAAGAACAACCAGGCAACUCGAUGCUUAUGUGCACUCAGUCCUGAAGAAUACAAAUAGAGCAAUACUGUAUUGUUUCCUACCAUCGUUCUUGAUACUUAUUGGAGAGGAGGACUUACUGUCACGUCUGGGAUUGCUUGUUGAAUAUAACAAGAGGAAAUCUUCAAAUUUAAGCGUUGAGGAAUCUGGAAUUGAUAUCUCAGCAGUUCUUCAACUGUUGGUUGCACACAAGAAUAUUAUAUUUUGCCCUAGCAAUCUUGAUAGAGAUUUGAAUUGCUGUCUUUGUGUGAAUUUAAUAUCUCUACUCCAUGACCAAAGAAAGGAUGUACAAAAUAUGGCUUCUGAUAUUGUCAAAUAUUUGCUGGUUCAGCGAAAAUCUGCCUUUGAAGAUUUGCUUGUCAGAAAGCCGCACCGAGGAAAAAAAAUCGAUGUACUACAUGGGGGUUUUGAUAGAUUGCUCACUGAAAAUCUUCCAGAAUUCUCUAAGUGGCUUGAGAACUCUGAACAAAUUAUAAAUAAAGUACUCGAACAGGGUGCUGCAGUUAUGUGGAUACAGUACAUAGCUGGCUCGGAAAAAUUUCCUGAUGUUAGAAUGAAAGGCAUGGAUGGUCGCCGCACUAGAGAGAUGGAGAGAAAAUCACGAGAUACGUCAAAGUUAGACCAGAAACACUGGGAGCAGGUAAACGAGCGAAGAUAUGAACUUGAAAUAGUACAUGAUACAAUGUCCACUGAGCUUCGAGUUGUCCGACAAAAUAAAUAUGCUUCAGUUCUUCAUGCCGAGAGUGUGUGGCAAACUCAUCUCCAACAACUUGUACACGAACGUGGUAUAUUCCCAUUGCGUAUUUCACAGGGUUAUGAAGAUAAAUGGCAACUCUGUCCUAUUGAAGGCCCAUAUAGAAUGCGGAAAAAGCUUGAACGAUGUAAACUGAAAAUUGAUAGCAUCCAUAAUUUACUAGAAGGGUUGGAGCUUGGGGGAAUUGAGCUAUUCAAAUCCAAAAAUGAAGAUGGCCUAGUUAUUUCUGAUAUGGAUUCUGAGCAAGCUUUCCUGCUAAGUGAACUUUAUAGCGAGUCAUUUUUCGAAGAAGCUGAUGACCAUAAGGAUGUUCCUUCUGCUAGAAAUGGAUGGAAUAAUUGUAGAGCUAGUAGCAAAAGUGAGGCAAAUCUUCAGAAUACUCUUUCUUUUGGUGGCAAGUCUAGUAGUACAGCAUCUAUUCCGAUAAGCAUAAACACAGAUGCAAUAUCUGAGACAGGAUCUCCUAUAAAGUCAUCUUCUGGUAAAAUGGACGAAAUCAGAGCUGUGGAGGAAAAAUCAGAGAAGGGCCUGAAUGAUGAUGGUGAGUAUUGGAUCAGACCUUAUCUGGAACAUCUUGAAAAGAUUAGGUUCCGAUAUAACUGUGAGAGAGUUGUUGGUUUGGACAAACAUGAUGGGAUCUUCUUAAUAGGAGAACUCUGCCUAUAUGUGAUAGAGAAUUUUUACAUUGAUGAUCAUGGAUGUAUCUGUGAGAAGGAAUGGGAAGACGAGCUAUCCAUUAUUGAUCAGGCUCUAGGUGUAACAAAACAAUUCACCGGAAGCUUGGAAUCACAGUCCAAGUCUAGCAGAUUAUGGAGUACAACUAUGAAAAACAGCAAUGUAGGGGGCAGAGCGUGGGCAUAUGGUGGUGGGGCUUGGGGGAAGGAAAAAGUGCGUGUGACUGGUAACUUGCCACAUCCUUGGCGUAUGUGGAAGCUAGAUAGUGUUCAUGAGAUUUUAAAACGUGAUUACGAGCUGCGUCCAGUUGCUGUUGAGAUAUUUAGCAUGGAUGGAUGUAAUGACCUCCUCGUGUUCCACAAGAAAGAGAGGGAAGAAGUAUUCAGAAAUCUCCUUGCCAUGAAUCUUCCAAGGAACAGCAUGCUCGAUACAACCAUAUCAGGAUCUGCGCAACAGGAAAGUAAAGAGGGUAGCCGUCUAUUCAAAUUAAUGGCAAAGUCUUUCACGAAAAGAUGGCAAAAUGGGGAGAUCAGCAAUUUCCAAUACCUAAUGCAUCUCAACACCUUAGCAGGGCGUGGAUACAGUGAUCUCACACAGUAUCCAGUAUUUCCGUGGAUCCUAGCAGAUUAUGAUAGCGAGAGUCUUGAUUUGUCAGAUCCAAAGAAUUUUCGCAAGCUUGACAAACCAAUGGGUUGCCAGACGUCUGAAGGAGAAGAAGAAUUUAGGAAAAGAUAUGAGAGCUGGGAUGAUCCAGAGGUUCCAAAAUUUCAUUACGGUUCUCACUAUUCAAGCGCUGGCAUUGUUUUGUUUUACCUUAUUCGCCUACCACCAUUCAGUGCUGAAAAUCAGAAGCUGCAGGGUGGUCAAUUUGAUCAUGCUGAUCGACUUUUUAAUAGUAUUAAAGAAACUUGGCUAAGUGCAGCUGGAAAAGGAAAUACAUCAGAUGUGAAAGAACUAAUUCCUGAAUUUUUCUACAUGCCUGAAUUCUUAGAAAAUAGAUUUUACCUUGAUUUGGGUGAAAAACAGUCAGGGGAAAAGGUGAGUAACGUAUUUUUACCUCCUUGGGCUAGAGGGAGUGUUCGUGAAUUCAUCCGCAAGCACAGAGAAGCUUUAGAGUCCGAUUAUGUUUCAGAGAAUCUGCAUCAUUGGAUAGAUCUCAUAUUUGGGCACAAACAGAGAGGAAUGGCUGCAGAAAAAGCUGUAAAUGUUUUCUAUCAUUACACCUAUGAGGGGAAUGUGGAUGUGGAUGCAGUUACAGAUCCUACCAUGAAGGCAUCCAUACUAGCACAGAUUAACCAUUUUGGACAAACACCAAAGCAACUAUUCCAGAAACCUCAUGUUAAAAGAAGGACAGACAGAAAAUUCCCACCGCAUCCUCUGAAACACUCGAUGCAUCUUGUUCCUCGUGAAAUACGUAAAUUCUCAUCAUCUAUAAACCAGAUCAUCACUUUCAAUGAGAGGUUGCUUGUUGCCGGCUCUAACUGUUUCCUGAAAUCCAGAGGCUAUAAGAAAUACAUAAGAUGGGGUUUUCCAGACAUGAGUUUGAGAUUUAUGAGCUAUGACCAGGACAAGCUCUUAUCCACCCAUGAAAAUCUCCAUGAAGGCAACCAGAUACAGUGUGCAGGUUUUAGUCAUGAUGGGCGCAGUGUGGUCACUGGAGCAGACGAUGGUGUAGUCUCUGUGUGGAGAGUCAACAAGGAUGGCUUGCGUGGUUCACGGCGUUUACAGUUGGAGAAAUCCCUAUGUGCACACACAGCCAAGGUCACUUGUCUACGUGUAAGCCAACCUUAUAUGAUGAUUGCAAGUGGUUCAGAUGACUGUACAGUAGUGAUAUGGGAUCUCAGUUCUUUAAGUUUUUCAAGGCAGCUUCCGAAUUUUUCGGUUCCCAUCUCAGCAAUCUACAUAAAUGACCUUACAGGAGAAAUCAUAACUGCUGCUGGAACUUUACUUGCGGUUUGGAGCAUCAAUGGCGAUUGCCUUGCUGUGGUUAACACUUCACAAUUACCGUCAGAUUUGAUAGUAUCCAUAACAGGCUCAACGUUUUCUGACUGGCUGGAAACAACCUGGUACGUGACUGGUCAUCAAAGCGGGGUACUUAGAGUGUGGCAGAUGGUACAUUGUACUGAUCCGCUGAGUGCGGAGAACAAAAAUGCUAGCAACAGAACAAGAGGGAUACAUUUGGGGGAUCAGGUGCCAGAAUACAAGUUGCUUCUACACAAGGAGUUGAAAUUUCAUAAGAAACCGGUCACUGCUUUACAUCUCACAAUCGACCUGAAGCAACUACUGAGUGGUGAUUCAGCUGGACAUUUGCUUUCAUGGACAAUACCAGAUGAGAUAUUAAAAGCUUCAUUCAAAAAAGCUUCAUAGUUUAGAGUCAGAAGUAUCAUCUAGAACUAGGAAUAGAAUCUAGACCAAUUAUUGAUGGUCAGGAGACUCAAGGACUGAAGCACCUAUAGGAGAUUUGCAGAUUAAAUGUUGUUGCAGAAAGGAGAAACAACAAAGCGAGACAAAAACGCUUUCAUUUGACAAUAACCAACAGGCUUGUCUUUAGUAUUUGUGCAAAUGUAUAGUUAACAGGGUAUUUGUGUGUACAGUAGACUUUUCUGUAAAGAAUAAGCUGGACAAAACAUUCAGUAUUAGAGCCCAAUCUAUAUAUUUCUCAGUUGUAAUCAUCUAUUUUGUUACUAUAGUUGCUUAAGAACUUUUAAUUUGGACUAUUA